Molecule: messenger RNA, 251 nt
Organism: Paramecium sonneborni
Lineage: Eukaryota; Ciliophora; Oligohymenophorea; Peniculida; Parameciidae
Source: the annotation of a GenBank genome assembly
GAAUGUGUGUUAAUGUUUAAAUAUUUAAUUCUAUUGUGGAUUUAACACUAAACACAAUAUUCUCUACACUUUGAUAAUAUCUCCAAUUUGUUGGGUAAUCUAUCAGAUUUAUCAUAGUUAAUGAAGCUUGGGAUUAAUUCAUUUAAAGGAACCUAUAUCUGUUUCAUCUCAAUGUUUGUAUUUAUGGCAAAUAUUUAUCCUUUAUGUAUUUCAAUUUAUUUUAGAGAGUAUAAUCAUGACUAUUCUAAUUU